UCAUAAUGAAUGUUAUGCUAGAUUAUUUUAAGGGUACAAAAAAGAUACUGCAGUUUAUAAUGGAGGAUUGGAUGUUAUUGCUGAUUUUAACGGCAAUAUUUGCAAUUUAUUUUUAUUAUACAAGCACUUUCGAUUAUUUUGAGAAACGAAACAUUAAAUUUAUGAAACCCACAAUAUUUGUCGGAAAUAUGGGAAGAAGAUUAAAUAGUAAACAGUCGUUUCACGCUUUUCAAUUAGAAAUAUACAAUUAUUUCAAAGGAAGGCCCUUUGGAGGUUUUUUUGAAGGAAGAAAACCAGUUUUAUAUGUUUUGGAUGCAGAUUUAAUUAAAGCUAUCACAAUACGUGAUUUCGAUUGUUUUGUUGAUAGAAAUACAACGGAUAGCAGGCAACCAAAUUAUUUAAGACGCUCUUUGCUAAUUUUAAGAGGAACAGAAUGGAAAGGUGUUCGUAGUAUACUCACUCCUGCAUUCAGUUCAGCUAGACUGAAGAAUAUGUUACCACUGCUACAAUUGUGCUCUAGCCAAUUGGUAGAUUAUUUAAAGCAAUAUGAUGGAAAAGACAUAGAUAUGAAAGACACUUUGGGACACUAUACUUUAGAAACUAUAGGUGCAUGUGCUUUUGGUAUAAAGUGCGAUGCUCUCACUAACGAAAAUGCACACUUUGUUAAGGUUGCUGAAAAAUUUAACGACAUGUCCACCAUGAAGAGGAUAUUCAUACUCUCUUUAUUGAUUUUAACACCGCAACUGUUAAAAUAUUUGAAUAUUUCAUUCUUGAAUCAGGACAGUAUGAAAGAAUUGGUUACAAUGUUGAAAACGGUCAAAGCAGAAAGGAGGUCGACAGGAGUUAAAAAAAACGACUUCCUUCAAUUGCUCAUUGACGCUGCUGAAACUGAAAAAAAAGACUCGGAAACAAAUAAAACUAGACCCUACUUAGACGAUGACACCCUUGAUGCACAAUCAUUGUUAUUCUUGCUAGCUGGCUAUGAGACGUCCAGUACGGUUUUGUCUUUUGCGGUGCAUGUCCUUGCGACCAAACCGGAACUACAAGAGAAACUCCGGGCGCAUGUGGAACAAGUGACCAAUGAACAAGACAUGUCUUACGAUCUUUUAUCAAAACUCACUUAUUUAGAAGGCUUUCUAUUAGAGACAUUACGGAUGUACCCACCAGUGUCUCGAGUGGACAGGAAGUGCGUAAAGCAAUACACACUCCCAGGUACAUCGGUGAAUAUUAAUGUGGAUGAUGUUGUUGCAAUUCCGAUAUAUGGCAUACACAUGGACCCUGAGCACUAUCCAGAGCCGCACGAAUUCCGCCCAGAGAGAUUUAUGGGCGAUGAAAAGAACGCGAGACCGUCACACUUGUUUUUAGCUUUUGGGGCUGGCCCAAGAAAUUGUAUAGGUCUGCGAUUUGCCAUGUUUUCUGCGAAAUUGGCUAUGGUCAGUCUUUUAAAGAAUUUCAAGUUUACGACAUGUCCUAAAACAAGAGAGCCUAUCGAGUUCAAUAAGCGUGCAGUUCUGUUAAAAGCUGAGGGUGGCCUGUGGGUUCGACUUGAUAGCUUGUAAAAUGUUUGUUAACAAAAAUUGCCAUAUUUUUAUAUUUAUUAUAAGAUUAAUAAUAGUAAUUAUAUAAUACACAUGCACUUAUACUAUUAUCUGCUAAGUUUGUGUAUAUUAGCCCUUAGUAAAUUUGUAAAUGUCAGGGUAAGAAUAGAUAUCCACAAAUUAGAGUUGUAUAUUGAAAUGAGAAUACAGAGCAUACAAGGCUGUCUCUAUAUACCUAGUAAAUUUCGCUUCAUUUCAUUUAUAAUACAUCCACUAAAUGUGUGUAAAUGACAUGAAGAGAAGAAAUGUAUACAGAAAUUGGCAGACUAAGAAUUAUAUACCUCUAUAUUUAUACAUGUUUCCUACAACUUUAUGGCAUUUUAUUGCAAUUAUUUCUACUUAAAAGUAAGAAUUGUAAUUUUUAAUUAGAAAAGUUCAAAUUAUAUAAUGUGAUUUUACUGAUUUGUGAUAUUGCAGUACACAUAUAAAACAUUAAACUCAAAUUAUAUACACAAAUUGUUGACAUGAUCAGUGGUCAUAGUCAAAAUAAACGGAGGUGGUGGUUUAAAAAAUAAUGUUAAGAAAAAGUAAAAGUGUAUAAAAAUGUUAUUUACCAUUGCUUCUCAAAUUGUGAUUAUUUAAAAAUGUGAUAUUAUACACAAUUAUAUACAAAUAUUUUCUUUGAUUUAAUCGUAUUACUACUGUUCUUAUGAUCAGUAUCUAU
Messenger RNA from Achroia grisella, 2262 nucleotides. It is a transcript of the gene CYP354A1, whose product is annotated as cytochrome P450 9e2-like. The coding region runs from base 6 to 1559 and encodes 517 amino acids. The transcript has 9 exons. The record is from RefSeq and is a predicted model, not a curated record. Lineage: Eukaryota; Metazoa; Arthropoda; Insecta; Lepidoptera; Pyralidae. Gene Ontology annotation, molecular function: monooxygenase activity; oxidoreductase activity, acting on paired donors, with incorporation or reduction of molecular oxygen; iron ion binding.